AUUCCAAAAUAAUAUACCAAUAUAUGAUGAACCGGGUUUAGACCGGUUUAGUUAACCGAAUCCUAGGGUUCUAUAAAGCAUGACUUACCAUCUUUAUUCUUCUCAAACAACAAUUCCUAAUAACCAAACACUAUCUUAAAUCUUGAAACUCAAGAAACAACAAUGUCAGAGAUCGCCGGAGACUCUUCAUCAUCUGAAGAGACAAUCAAUAAACCAAACCGCGAGAGGAAUGUCUCUGGCGAACUUGGCGUCUUCGAAGCCACUCGAUAUUUCUCCGACUUCAACGAACCAACUACGAUCGAGUACUCAAGAAUCCAAAUUCAGAAACCAAGCAUUGUUACAGAGAAUCGACAGAAGAGAGUACACCCCGAGACAGAGGAGCAGCUCCCGAAACCUAGAGUCGUCGUCACAAAGCCGCAGAAGAAGGAGAUGACAAGUGGCGGCGGUAGGAAGCUAACUAGUUUCUUGAACUCUCUUCUUCGCUCAGCGGGUCUUAAGAAGUCAAAGUCAACGACGGAGGUAGAGACUCCACGAGGAGAAAGGAUGAGGAGGAAGAGCUGCGUGGUGACCACACACGUGAAAGCUUCUUCGCCGGUUUCAGGUGCUGGCGUGUGGCGUUUAAACGCGCGUAGGAGAAGCUUUGAUGAGAAACACGUGAAAGAUUUAAAGAAGAGUGGUCAGAAGCUAAACGUAAGGCUUUGUGAGAGCCUCUGUUCAGUCGAAAGGGUUGAGUGUGGUGGAUACGAGAGUGAUUCAAGUUCUGAAUCUGAUCUUUUUGAGUUAGAUUUUGCUAAAUCAAACCUUAAUUAAUUAAUUAACAACGGUCCGGAAAAAUAGUCCUCUAAUGUAAAAGUCAGUAUUAUUAAUCGAUAUAUACAACUUUAUUCUAAAAUAUGACAGAUAUAAUAAAAUUUCAACCGCCUAUUUUGUUAUUUAAUC
Camelina sativa (false flax) is the source of this 939-nucleotide messenger RNA. RefSeq lists its product as uncharacterized. Lineage: Eukaryota; Viridiplantae; Streptophyta; Magnoliopsida; Brassicales; Brassicaceae. The record is from RefSeq and is a predicted model, not a curated record.